Messenger RNA from Telopea speciosissima, 2188 nucleotides. Its product is annotated as KH domain-containing protein HEN4-like. Gene Ontology annotation, biological process: regulation of gene expression. The transcript is spliced from 7 exons. NCBI's taxonomy places the organism in Eukaryota, Viridiplantae, Streptophyta, Magnoliopsida, Proteales, Proteaceae. Gene Ontology annotation, cellular component: nucleus; cytoplasm. Gene Ontology annotation, molecular function: mRNA binding. Bases 1 to 1638 code for a protein of 545 amino acids. The record is from RefSeq and is a predicted model, not a curated record.
AUGGCUGGUCAGAGGAAUAACUAUGGGAAACGGUCCCAUGCACAAACAGACUAUGCGGAUAAUGGAGGAACUAAGAGACGGAAUCCUGGUGAUGAGAGAGAGCAGUAUGCUCCUGGACCAGAAGAUACUGUAUACCGUUUUCUCUGUCCUGGAAGAAAGAUAGGAAGUAUCAUCGGGAGGGGAGGUGAGAUUGUAAAGCAAUUGAGGGCGGACAGUCAAUCUAAGAUUAGGAUUGGUGAAACCAUGCAAGGGUGCGAGGAGCGUGUCAUCACUAUAUUUAGUUCAAGCCGGGAAACCAAUACAGUUGAAGACACUGAAGAUCUUGUUUGCCCAGCACAAGAUGCUCUUUUUAGGGUGCAUGACAGGCUUGUUGCUGAUGAAGCACCUGCUGAUGAAGAUGAUGAAGGGUCUAAACAAGUUACUGUUCGUCUGCUUGUACCAUCAGACCAGAUUGGGUGUGUUAUUGGUAAGGGUGGGCAGAUAAUCCAAACUAUACGCAGUGAUACUGGUGCUCAGAUUCGCAUUCUAAAGAAUGAACAUCUGCCUCCUUGUGCGAUGAGCACUGAUGAACUGCUCCAGAUAACCGGGGAAGCUGCCAUUGUCAGGAAGGCUCUCUAUAAAUUGUCGUCUCGCCUUCACGAUAAUCCCUCUCGAUCUCAGCAUAUGCUUACAUCUGCCAUGUCCAACAUGUAUCAGUCAGGUGGCACGUUUAUGGGUUCAAAUGCAGGUCCUAUAGUUGGUUUAGCUCCUCUGAUGGGUCCUUAUGGUGGAUACAAGGGUGACACAGGAAGUGAAUGGUCCCAUGCUUUUUAUCCUGCUCCAAGAGAUGAAGCCGCAGCAAAGGAAUUCUCUCUUCGUUUGGUUUGUCCAACUGGAAAUAUUGGAGGAGUUAUUGGCAAGGGUGGUUCCAUCAUCAAGCAAAUCAGGCAGGAAUCUGGGGCAUUUAUCAAAGUUGAUAGUUCAGCUUCUGAGGGAGAUGAUUGUAUAAUAACUAUCUCAUCAAAGGAGUUUUUUGAAGAUCCCGUCUCUCCAACAAUUGAUGCUGCUGUUCGCUUGCAGCCAAAAUGUAGUGAAAAAUCUGAUAAGGAUUCAGAUUCCUCUAUCACUACCCGUCUGCUUGUUCCAACCUCACGUAUUGGUUGCCUUAUUGGUAAAGGUGGGUCUAUCAUAACUGAGAUGAGGAAGCUCACACGAGCAAACAUACGGAUACUUUCAAAGGAAAACCUUCCAAAAGUUGCAUCUGAAGAUGAUGAGAUGGUGCAGAUCACCGGAGACCUUGAUGUUGCAAGGAACACUUUAAUUCAAGUGACUACACGGUUAAAGGCCAAUUUUUUUGAGAAGGAAGGUGCAUUAUCUGCAUUUCCACCAGCUCUUCCCUAUGUUCCAAUGUCAGCAGAUAUUUCAGAUGGUUCUAAAUAUGGCAGUAGGGACACUAAAUCACAUGGACGUGGAUUAUCCUAUUCCUCUGGUUAUGGUGGUUCAAGUGACAUGCUUGCUAGUGAUUCAUAUGGAAGUUAUGGUGGAUCACAGAGUGGAGCUGGGGCUUAUGGAGCAUAUGGUGCUUACUCUUCGGGCCGUUCUGGUAGUGCGGGGUUAUCUGGUUCGAACCCUGUUUCCCAUGGGAAACAUCAUUAUUAGGUGUCCCCGAUGAUUAGGGCCUACAGCUUGAGAUCUAUGAAGCCUGAAGCCAGCCUACUGCCUCUUUGAUGAAGCCUCCAGCCUAGACCAGAAGACCAGAUGAACAGGAUUUGAGAAACUAUUGGCCCACCUAUGAAGCUUUGUUUAGGAGGACCAACAUUAUCCGGCGAUGUUAGUUACUAUUCAGUCCUUUUGCAGCCUUGACACCAUAAUUGUGUGCUCUCCCAAGCGCCUAUGUAACCAGCAAGCCUUACAAGUUGUGUUGAGUAUUUUGAUUAAUGUGUAAAACUAUACUUGUGGUCCAAGAGUAUCUCCCUGGUGGUUCUGUUAGGAUAUCGGCUUAAAUUUUAAAAUUAGAUCUCAUCUGUAUCUGUCCUCUCUUCCUGUCAAGUAAUUGAAUAUGGAUGCAGUGGUGUGCUGUGGUGUAGGAUUAGGUGUUAGAGCCUUGGAACUAUAGAGUGGUAGGUCAGAUUAAUUUGUGGUGGAACCAUCAUUGUGUUUUAUGAGAUGCAGGCAGUAAUGUUGUGAUGAAUUAUUAUGUAUUGUACUC